Molecule: messenger RNA, 7603 nt
Organism: Calypte anna (Anna's hummingbird)
Lineage: Eukaryota; Metazoa; Chordata; Aves; Apodiformes; Trochilidae
Gene: C4AH4orf54
Product: chromosome 4A C4orf54 homolog
Exons: 4
Coding region: 1-4623 (1540 amino acids)
Source: RefSeq, a predicted model, not a curated record
AUGUCCCUCCUGACACUGCAUCCAGAUCCUGGGCGACCGGCCACCUCCCUCCGGUGGCCAAAGGGCUCUCCGCUGUCCCGUGGCUGGUCGCGGUGCGGGGAGAACGGAGCCCGGGUAGCCCCGACCCCCGCUCUCCCCCCACCCCGGGCCGGGAGCCGGGGCGCCGGGAGGAGGAAGGGGAGGGCAGGGCAGGGGUGGGCGGCCCGUUGCCCCCCCGUCCCUGUCGGCACGUGCCUGCCCGCCUCCCCGGGACACUGCCGCGCCCCGACGGCCCCGGCAUGGACGCGCCCGGCCAGCCGCUCGCCGGCCCCACGGACGCCCCCGAGGGCGCGGCGACGGAACGGGGCCCGAGCCCAGAGGCGGCCAUCGAGGAGGGGGAGAAGGAGGAGGCAGCGGAGUACGUGGAGAUCCGCGGCUCGCCGCCGGGACCCGAGGAGAGCAGCCAGCCCCCCCCCCGAGCUGGCCCCAGCCAGCGGUGCGGAGCCAGAGGCCGGUCCCGCAGCGGAAAGCGGAGCCGACGGGACCGCGGAUGUCGGCGACUCGGCUAGCGGCGAGCUGCCGGGCGGGGCGGAGGGACAGGCACCCUCGGACCCCGAGGGGGAGGAUCGCCCGGCGUCCCCGGUCGAGGAAGCUGCGGCGGGAUGCGGCGCCCGGUCCUGCCCCGACUCCGGGGAGGCGGCAGGGAGCGGCGAGCCGCCGGAGGCUGGGGCCUGCCCGGAAUCCUCCUCCUCCUCCUGCCCUUCGCCUGUGGCCAAGGCGGGCAAUUCCUCAGUGGGCGACCCGGUAUCGACGGAGGGCAAAACCUCUUCGUCCUCCUUCGGCUACGAAAGCGAGGAGGACGAGGACGCGGGGCGCAAAGCGGCCCCCCCCGGAGCCCCCCCGCGCACCCCCCCCGGCGUUGGCCGCGACGAGGCGCACUAUAUCAGCACGCAGGAGAUCCAGCUGAGCGAGGUGGAUCACGACAUGGAUUUCGAUGCCGGGCUGGCCGCCCGCUGGGACUUCGAGGACAACAACGUGAUCUACUCCUUCGUGGACUACGCCUCCUUCGGGAGCGACGAGACCGCCGGGGACACGCCGACGGAGGAAGAGGAGGAGAAUAGCUGCUACCUCAGCACGACCACCAGCGACCCCAACAAUCAGACUGACAGCAUCGACAACACCAGCAGCACCGAGAUCGUCAGCCUUACCUCCGAACACGACACCCCCGGCGGGGACAAGCGCGACAGCUCGGGGGAAAGCCGGUCCAAGGAGCCCGGCCGUCCCGGCGGGAGCCCGGCCGCCCAGCUUCUCCUAUCAAUCAAAGCCGCUUCCCGGGCUAUAAAUGAGUCUAGCAACGUGCGCGGAAAGCAAAACACUUUUUACGCUGCCAAGCAUGAAAGCGACAUGAGCCUCCGUGUCCCCGCGGCUCCCGAACGCGAUGCGAGUUUAAAACUGGACGCGGUCCGCGACCACCCGAAAAAAUUCAUCGCGGUCCCCGCCCGGCUGCAGACCCGCUGCGGGGCCGGCAGGGCGGGGGAGCAGUCGAGCGGCGCCUCCAGCGCUGUCAGCGAGCUGGACGAUGCCGACAAAGAAGUGCGAAACCUGACGGCCAGGGCUUUCCGCAGCCUGGCUUACCCCUACUUCGAUACCCUGCGCCCCGGCUCCCGCGCCUCCUCCGCCUCCCUGCCCGACAAUGCCCUGGGCAUCAACCGCUGGUCCACCUACCUGGACCUCAAAUGCGGCAGCCUGGGGCCGAGAGCCGAGCCCAGCCUCCUGCGCUCCGGGCGCUCACAAACCAGAGCCCUCGAGUUCGUGGUCAGCAAGCUCGACGGGGAGAUCGCUCACGUCGAGGCGCCGCGGCGGCUGCGGGGGGGCUCCCGGGUGGUGACCCUGCUAGACCUCGGCGAUGGCUCCGAGGCCGGGCCGCCCCCUGAGCUGGGCGGCGGGGAGCCGGCGGCGGCGGAGGGCGCCGGGGUGGGGUUCAGUAAGAAGUCCAGAUUCGCCUCCAGCCUCCUCAAAAACGUCAUCUCCAAAAAGAUGCAGCUGGAGCACGAGUUCAAGAUGGAGCGGGGCGAGAUCACCGACACCUCCUACCGCGGGCUGGGCUCCGGCCGGGAGCCAGAGCCCACCGGCGGCCGGGAGCGGCAGAAGGAGGGGGGAGUGCAGCGGCAGAGCUCCCGGCACUCGGAGGGGGGCUCGGACAGCACCCCGGCGACGGCGGAGGAGGCGGGGGAGGGUGGCGGUGGCCGGUCGCCCGCCUCCAAGGCGUCGACGCCCCGCGAGGGGAACCGCAACCUGGACCGAGCGCUGUCGGAGGAGCUGUGCGAGGUGAAGCGCAGCGCUUCGGAGGCCAUCAAGGCCACUUUCCUCCGCAGCCAGAAUAGCGCCUUCAGGUCCUGGAAGGAGCGGGAGGCGGAGAGGAAGGAGGAGAGGGCUCCCGUCGGAAAACUUAAACUGUCCCCCAGGCAUGACUGGCGGGCCGACCUGGGCGAGAUCUCCGCCGGCAAAUCCACCAAGAUGUCCCGCUUAUUCGUCCCCGCCAUCCAACGCACCCCCCGGGAGAAGGAACCCGGCAAGAAAGCGACGAAGUGCUCUGCUGCCGCCGCCGCCGCUGCCUCGUUCUCGCCCCCCGACGCCAAGCCCAAAGCUCCCGAGAUCAAGAUCAGCCUGGGCAGCCUGCAGCAGCCCCGGGACGCCGCCUUCAGCAUCGCCCAGCUCCUGACCCCGCAGAUUGCGGGACGGACGCCGGAGGAGGGCAGGAGCCAGCAGCUCAGGCUGCACAAGGCUGGGGACGGCCUCGACAAGGUGCCACAAUUCCUGGUGCGCGACGUCAGGGAGAGCAAGCACAGAGCCCAGGGACCCCUCCACCAGGUGCGGGACGUGCGGAAGCUCAUCAAAAGCUCCUACAACUGCGACUCAGGGGACAACAGCAGCGACAAAGGCAGCGUCGCCUCCGACCAGGGCGGUCCGGAGCAGAAACCCCGGCAGCAGCUGGUCAUCGCCGGCGUCCCCAGGUCCCUGUCACCGGUGGUCAUCACCUGCCAGGCGGUCGGCACCAAGCCCACCGAGGCGGCAAAGGCGGCGGCCCGGGCACCGGCCUGCCCUCCGGAGGGUACCGUCCUGGUGCACCGCACCUCGGGGAGGCUGCCGGUGGCCACCAUCGCCCCCAACAAGAGCGACCCGCGGCAGCCAGCCGUGCUGAAGAUCGUCUCCAAAUCCGCCGCGCCCUGGCGGCAUCAGCCCCCGCCGCCGCCCGCCGAGAAGGGCCGGGGGCCGGAGGAGGACCCGCGGGAGGAGAGCAAAGCGGCACCGGUGCAAAACGCGCUGGAGAAGCUGACGGCGGCGGUGCGGAGCAUGGAGGAGCUGUACAGCUUCAACAAGCGCGAGUGGAAGCGCAAGAGCGACCCGCUGCCCAUCACCGACAGCCACGUCCUCUCCCUUAUCGCCAGCCAGGAGAGGGUCGCCGGGACCCGGCCGAUCCCCCCCGCCGCCGCUCUGCCCCCGCCGCCCUCGGCGGAUAAAGCAGAGGAGGCGGCGAGCAAGGGGCCGGGAGACCGGCUGCCCCGCCGCCUCCCCAGCAACGCCGCCGACAAAGUCUCGGCCAAGGCGGCCGCCUUCGAGACCCUGUCCCGGCAGCGGCAGCGCGGCCCUCCGCCUCCCCGCACCGAGCCCCCCGCCGCCCCCCGCGCCCUUCUCACCCUGCGCGGAGGCGGCCUGCGGGGCCCGGCGGCUCCGCGCUCCCCCCGGCUGCCGGCGGGCGGUGCUGAUGCGGAGCGCGGCCCGGACUGCGGGAACUACCUGGCCCUGCCACUGAAGGAGCCCGGCUCCCCGCCCUCCCCGCUGUCGGGGGCGGGCGGCGGCGGCGUCCGCCCCAGCCCGGUGUCGGGGCCGGCGCUGUGCGGCUUGCAGCCCUUCGGCACCGCCAAGCGCCCCGGCAGCCCCGCACCUCCGCCCGCCGAGGAGCAAACCCCCGCCGCUUCCGCCGCCCCGCCGCCCGCCGAGGGUCUGCCCGCCGCUCUCUUCCACCCGCCGCUGCCUUUCGCCGCCCUGCCCGGGGCCGUGCCGCCGUCGCUGCUCUGCUUCUCGCCCUCCGUGCCCGCGGCGGGGACGGCGGCCGAGCCCUUCCCCCAGACGCAGCGCAAGGUGCUGCUGGACGUGAGCACCGGGCAGUACUACGUGGUGGACACGCCGGUGCAGCAGCCCGUCAAGCGGCGCCUCUUCGACCCCGAAACCGGGCAGUACGUGGAGGUGCCGGUGCCCCAGCAGCCGGCCGUCGCCCCCGUCCCCCUGCCCCUCUCGCCCCUGGCCCUCAACGCCGGGCCCUACGGUGCCACCUACAUGCUGUACCCCGGUCUCCUGCCCGCCGCCGCCAUGCUGCCGGCCGGCACCCUGCCUCGCCCGUUGUCCCACCCGGGCAGUGACACCAGCGCCCCGCCCGAGCCCGGCAGCCCGGCGACGGCAGAGGCACCGUCCGCCGAGAGCCCCUACUAUGUGGCUACCGGCAAGGGCCCGCCGCCACCGGGCCGGGGGACAGCCGACACCAAGCCGGUCAUCAGCAUCACGGCCCCAGCCACCGGGCCAAGGAUCGUGGCGCCGCCCUCCUUCGAUGGUACCACCAUGCGCUUCGUGGUGGAGCACCGGUGAAGAGCCGGGGAUAAAGAAGAAGAGUCACACUCCUUUAAUCUGAAAUACACUUGGUAACUCUAAAGAUAAAUCCUAAAAACUGCUUCUACAGUUUUCUCUUUUUUCUUUUUUUUUUUUUUUUUUUCUUCAUCAUACAAAAUGUGUGUAAGCUUCUUGUUUUCUCCUAAAUACUGCCUCCCCUCACAGUUUUGGAGUUUGCAUACAUAUAAUUAUGCCAGCAACACUAAAUUACUGCUCUCUUUUCUGCACAGUUGUUUUUGUGUUGCAGCCAGUGUGCAGGCUUUAGGCUUUAGUGCUGGGGGCCAGCAGUAGUAGUGCCACUACAGGUGUAAAUGCAGCCGAGUUUCAGUGUGGAGCAACUUCAUCCAGUUCCCUGGAAUGUGUUGUGAUGGUCCAGUGCAGCCCUGCAACUCUUCAAAAGCAAGCAAGCCCUCAGGUCUCUCCCCUUGCAGUGCAUCAGGGCCCUCCCCAGCUGGUUUGGUCACAGCUUGUGGUCAGGUGUCUGCUUUGUCCUCUGUCCUUACACACUUGGAACAGCAGACAGACCUGUCCUACUUAAAUUAUCUUCAGUGUUUGUUUUUCAUCACUGUUGGAAACAGGUCAUGGAAAUUUCAGGGAACAUAUUUGAUUGUUUUCAUUUUUGAUUUGCUCCUCUGCACUGCCUUACAUGUCACAAGUUGCCUUAAUAACCACAGCCUUUAAACAGGGGAAAGCCAGAAACUGGGUGUAAUAUUUUAGACCCCAGUUCUAAAGGAGAGGACAGCAUUUCUUUUUCUUUAAGCCUGCAGUCUUUUCUUCCUUAAAUUACAACAUUGCUGAAAACACAAUCCUAGAGAGGAGUUUUUUAAUGUUACAACCCAACUAACAAGCAGUCAUUUCUGUAGCAGUGUUUGACAGAUUUAUCUGAGGGCUACAUCUGUGCUAUCUCUAUUGGCUAAGAAAAUAUUUCUCCUUUGAACAGGAAAAUAUAAAAUACAAUUACUUAAAAUGUAGUGACAUUUAUGUCCAUAUGUCAGACUUUGCUUGAACUGGUAAUUUAGUUGCCAGCAAUCAGUUUGUCUUAAAACAAAAGAACUGUUACAAAUGGCAGUAAAACCAAGCUACAACAGUCUGUUCCCUGCCCAAAUUUUCAGUUCAGUGCAGUGCUUUCAGAAGCCAGUAAAUGUAACAUCAAGCCUGAGUUAUUGAUGUUAAGGCUUUCUGAGGGCAACAGGUUGAAAGUCCAAAAUACAAAUGACAAGCUAUGGAAGUCGAAAUACAAAACCAAAGCAUUUACUCACAGGCAGGAUUUUCCUGUGCCUGUUCUCCAGGUUCCCUACUGCUGAGGGGUUUCCAGGCUUUCCCAUUCUUAAAAAAGAGGUUUUCAUUUCCAUAAGUAACUCUGAAGCAAAUUCAGCUACAGCUGCCUUUAGCAAUACACCUGAGAGUGUAUUUCAAUGCAAUUUAUUUGUUUACAAGCACAAUUUGAAAUUGCCCUCAGGAUGAAAUGUGUUGCAAGUGUCCAUGUAGUGAGAGAUUUAAGAGACAUCUUCCCAUUUAUCAUCCUCACCGUGGAAAUCCAAAGAAAAAAUAGGAUUCUAGCCCUAUAAUAUGGUUAGUUAGCACACACAAACUCGGGGUUUACAGUUUCACCCAGUGUACUUGAGAGGAAGAAAUAAUGCAUAGAAAACAAAGUGCCCAGGGUUUCAGCAUGUAUUUGUUGGAGCAAAACUUUGCAGGGUUGCUUUUUUUCUUUUUUCCUAGCUGCCUGUGGAGACAAAAGCAAUGAAAUGAGGUGAUGCCAACAGCUAUUUAUUUUCUCAGGGGAGAUUCUUGAGUGGAAUGUGUCAAUCCUAAUGUCAAACAGUGUUUGCUUCAUUUUGUGUAGCACUGAAGAUGCUCUGUGUUUUACAAGGAGUUUUGUUGCUUUGCAGACCCAGUCCAGCAAAGCCUUCAUGUGCAUCUCUAGCCUCAAAUUCUUAAGCAGAUCCCUGGGAACUUCAGUGGAAGUGGAAUCAUUUUUUUUUUUUUUCCUCCAUCAACACUGUGCUUUGCUGAACUUGGCCCAGAGUGCUGAGUGCCUUGCUGGACUGAGUCCUGGGCUCUUCACUUUAUACGUGAGAAAACAGAGCUCUGGCCUUGAGAUUCUAGCUGGACCCAGCAGAUCAUCUCAUGAAUGCCAGAAAAAAAAAUCCAGUCAUAUGGUGCUCCUCCAGGUAUACCCAGUGGUGAGUUCCUCCAGCUGAUGGGGUGAUGUGUAACCACAUAUCUUGGAUUCAAGUCAAGCCCUCCACGUCAGGGUUCACAAGCUGCUAGUAUUAUGUGUUUCAUGGUGCAGUCAUGGUACAUUACAGCUGAAAUUCACCCUCUGUGCCAAGCAGGGCAAAACCCUGUGCACCACUCCAGUUCCCUCUCCCAGCCCUGCCACCAGGGGCCAGCCACUUCCCUGCAUUUUGGGUCAGAACCCAGGUAUAAGUGGGGCUGGAGUGAUGCACAAAUGUUGUUCUGCUCUUUUGCAGGAGGGUUGGUCUCAAGCAGUUAAAUUUAUUCCUUGGAGAAUCGUUUGAUGAAUGGUUUCAUAUGUAUUUAUGGAUUGUGUGGAUUUCCUCCCCCCCUUGUCUGCUUUUACUCUUUUACUCAGAGCUUUUACUCUUUAGUGCUGAUGGCCAAAGUGUCAUUCCUUAUACUUAUAAACUAGCAUCAGCUUGUGGCUCCCUGAGAACACAUACUUCAAAAAAUUGCUUGUGUUUCUUCCCCUAUUUUCUGUUUUGUUUUGUUGUUUCUUCUUUUUAUUAUCUUUCCUUUUCCCUCCCUUUUUUUCAGGGGGUGGGUUAUCAGUGUAAAGAUAUUUAAAGGUGCAAAUGUGAAGUAAAGGUAAUGAUUGUUAAGAGGAUGUGGGUGGUGUGUCUGAUGAGAGAGGUGGGCUAUGAGGCAAAGGGGAAAAUGCUAUGAACACAACAUGCUGAUGAUUGUUGACUGGGGAGGGGGGAAUAGAAACAAA